GACCUGUGGCGCGUUUUGUCCGCGCUCGCUGCGGCAAAGACGGCGGUUAUUUCAGCUUGUUUGGAGACUGUUUUUAAGGGGGCCCUUUGACUGAAGCAGGAACUGAAACCAGAGAAGAAGAGUGUCGUGUUGAGGCUUGUUGACAGCUCCACGUCACUUAUCAGCUGAUGGCCUGAUGGGGCUGCGGGACAAGUCGGGUUUAAACGUUGGGAAACUGUCCUGAUGGACAUCAGCUCACAUCUAAAUCACGUUAAACCGGAUAUUUCUGAGCUCAGAAAAACUCAGACAUGGAUCACAAAGAUGUGUUUGCAGCCUUGGACAGAGUGUGUGAGGACAACAUCUCCGUCCUGUGUGGUGCCUCCGAGUCAGCGUACGGUACCGUUACCCACCGCCUGGUCACGUGUAUGAAACAGAUCCAGGAGCAUGGCCGAGCCCUGGAGCCCCUGGUGGCCAGCUUCACCGCCGUCUAUCACCACUACGACUUCGAUGCAGAGACGCCCGGGAACGGCUACCGCACCCUGGUGAAGGUCUUGCAGUCUUGCCUUUUGCACAUCAUCCACAAGGGCCGUUACAUCGCCUCCAACUGCAGCGGCGCCUUCUUCAGGGCAGACCACAAUGCCUCGGAGAUGGAAGCAUACUGCAGUGCCUUGUGCCAGCUGAGGGCCCUGCUCCACCUCGCCCAUCGGCUGAUCAAUGACAAUGACUGCGGCCAGCUGUACACCCUGCAGGACGGGGAUCUGAGCCACAGGUUUGUGCAGGAAUACAGCUCCAUGCACAAGGCCUGUUUCUACGGCCGCUGCCUGGGCUUCCAGUUCACCCCUGCCCUGCGCCCCUUCCUCCAGACCAUCGUCAUCAGCAUGGUUUCAUAUGGAGAAAUGUUUGGGAAACAGCAGUCUGGGAUCAGUACGGCAGCACUUUCUCUCCUCACAUCCGGGAAGUAUGUCAUCGAUCCGGAGCUGCGAGGCACUGAGUUUGAACGCAUCACCCAGAAUCUGGACUUGAAGUUCUGGAAGUCCUUCUGGAACAUCACAGAGUCCGACAUUUUAUCAGGCUUCACCCGGAUCGCCUCCAACCCGGUCCAGGUGAACUUCACCCUGACUAUACCUCCAGUCACCCUACACCUCCCCCUGGCUUCAGAUCCCACGCUCUCCACCACUGUGUCACCUCCUGUAGCCCACUGGGGCCCCGGACCAGUCCACAUGCGACUGGUGUCCUAUGAGCUUCGAGACGGACAGGACAGUGAAGAGCUGCUGAUAUUUUCUCGCAGUGAUCCUGCCUCCCCCUCGGUGUCCCGUCUCCCCCGGUUAUGGAAGCAUCCUCGCUCCCCCUGGCUCAUCAUCCACUUCCACGGAGGAGGCUUUGUGGCGCAGACGUCCCGCUCCCAUGAGAAUUAUCUCCGGAGCUGGUCCAAGGAGCUGAGCGUCCCGAUCCUGUCGGUCGACUACUCCCUGUCGCCUGAAGCACCUUUUCCCAGAGCCCUGGAGGAGUGUUUCUACGCCUACUGCUGGGCUCUGAACAACUGUCAUCUGCUGGGUUCUACAGCAGAACGGGUCUGUCUGGCUGGAGACAGCGCCGGAGGAAACCUCUGCAUUACCGUGUCCAUGAGAGCCCUGACCUCCGGCAUCCGGGUACCCAACGGCAUCAUGGCUGCCUACCCCGCCACCCUGCUCACCACGGAUGCCUCACCCUCCCGCUUGCUCACACUCAUCGACCCUCUGCUGCCUUUAGGUGUUCUUGCAAAGUGCGUGAACGCAUAUGCAGGAGUGCAUUUUCAGACUGUGCAGCCUGUGGACAGACGAGGCAGUCUCAGUGCUCUGGGCAGAGACACCGCCAUGCUGCUCAGUGAUCUCACCCAGGGAGCUUCCAGCUGGAUCCAGUCCUUCCUGGACCCCAACCGGUCUUCAGGUGGCUCCCAGAGAAGAACCCGCAGGGCGUCCGCACCCCCCUCCUCACCUAGCUCUGCAGAUCGCAUUCAUUACCCUGACGGCUUUGAGCCGCUGCGCUCCGAGUGCCUGGCGUUUGUUCACCCGACGUCCUGCCCCGUCAUCAGGAACCCGCUGGUGUCGCCGCUGCUGGCUCCGCCCACCCUGCUGAGAGGCCUGCCUCCUGUACACAUAGUGGCCUCAGCUCUGGACGCUUUGCUGGACGACUCCGUGAUGUUCGCCAAGAAGCUGCGAGCGAUGGGCCAACCGGUGAGCCUGACGGUGGUGGAGGACCUUCCUCACGGCUUCCUGAGUCUGUCUCAGAUCUGUAAGGAGACAGAGUCCGCCGCUAACAUCUGUGUGGCUCGAAUCAGGGAGAUAUUUCAGCAGGAAAACACCCCGAAGCUGCAAGAGACUUUCCAGAGUUCAUGUUCGUCCGGUUGAUUCCGGCUCUGGAGUAGUAAACGAGCUGGAGGGAAAUCAUGUUGAUACCCUGCACUUUACACCUGUUCUGAGGAAGCUGUUAACAACUCACCAGCUUUAAUGUGAUCUGAUCACAGAAGAUUUCUGCCUUUAAAUUUCACAUCAGCUGCUCAGAGAAAACCAAACAGAAAACCUCUAAAAACACAUCUGACGGCCAUUUUUGUGCCUUGAACUGAGAGACUUGAUUUCAUCACCAGACCAGGAUAAAAACUGGACUUGAACAGGAAACACAUCCCAGACACACCGCUGUGUAUCAUCAUUAUUAUAUUUAUUUAAAAUAUAACCUGAUUUGAGCAGUUUGUGACAUGUUUACAGCUUAAUAAUGAGGAGGCCUUCGCUCUGGAUUCACCAGCUGCAAAAUAACCUGCAGGGUGUCGCUGUCUGUUUAAAACCUGCAUUAAAUCCAAACUUUAAGGA
This is a messenger RNA of Melanotaenia boesemani (Boeseman's rainbowfish), 2822 nucleotides long. RefSeq names its product lipase, hormone-sensitive a (gene lipea). The coding region runs from base 288 to 2366 and encodes 692 amino acids. Gene Ontology annotation, cellular component: cytosol. Lineage: Eukaryota; Metazoa; Chordata; Actinopteri; Atheriniformes; Melanotaeniidae. The transcript is spliced from 11 exons. Gene Ontology annotation, biological process: triglyceride catabolic process; cholesterol metabolic process. Gene Ontology annotation, molecular function: sterol ester esterase activity; triacylglycerol lipase activity. The record is from RefSeq and is a predicted model, not a curated record.